AUGUCAGCUAUACCAAUAACUCCAACUAAGCGUAUCAGAAGAAAUCUAUUUGACGAUGCUCCAGCAACGCCUCCACGACCUUUGAAAAGAAAAAAGUUGCAGUUCACAGAUGUUACACCAGAAUCAUCCCCAGAAAAACUGCAGUUUGGCUCACAGUCUAUUUUUUUGAGGACAAAGGCACUUUUGCAGAAGUCAUCUGAGCUAGUCAACUUGAAUAGCAGCGAUGGUGCAUUGCCAGCAAGAACAGCAGAGUACGAACAAGUUAUGAAUUUUUUGGCGAAGGCAAUUUCUGAACACAGGUCCGAUUCACUGUACAUCACGGGUCCGCCUGGCACUGGCAAGACUGCCCAGCUUGAUAUGAUUAUAAGACAGAAGUUCCAGUCCCUCCCAUUGUCGCUCUCCACGCCACGCUCGAAGGACGUGCUGAGACAUACGAAUCCGAACUUGCAGAAUUUGUCCUGGUUUGAAUUGCCCGAUGGAAGGCUAGAAUCCGUGGCGGUAACCAGUAUUAAUUGUAUAUCGUUGGGAGAGCCGUCCUCCAUUUUCCAGAAGAUUUUCGAUUCCUUCCAAGAUCUGAAUGGCCCAACAUUGCAAAUAAAAAACAUGCAGCAUCUACAGAAGUUCUUAGAGCCUUAUCAUAAGAAAACUACGUUUGUGGUUGUGUUGGACGAGAUGGACAGGCUAUUGCAUGCUAACACGAGCGAGACACAAUCAGUUAGAACUAUUCUUGAAUUAUUCCUUUUGGCGAAAUUGCCUACUGUGAGUUUUGUGUUAAUCGGUAUGGCUAAUAGUCUAGAUAUGAAAGAUAGGUUUCUUUCCAGGUUAAAUUUGGACAGAGGGUUGUUACCGCAAACUAUAGUUUUUCAGCCAUACACUGCUGAGCAAAUGUAUGAAAUCGUCAUUCAAAAAAUGAGUAGUCUGCCCACUAUUAUCUUCCAACCGAUGGCCAUCAAAUUCGCAGCAAAGAAGUGUGCUGGAAAUACGGGUGACCUUCGAAAACUUUUUGAUGUCUUAAGGGGAAGUAUCGAAAUCUAUGAGUUAGAAAAGCGGUUUCUGCUUUCACCAACAAGAGGAUCAUUGAACUCUGCGCAAGUUCCUUUGACGCCAACUACUUCUCCGGUAAAGAAAUCGUAUCCAGAACCACAAGGUAAAAUAGGCUUGAACUACAUAGCCAAGGUCUUCUCAAAAUUCGUGAACAAUAAUUCUACGAGAACGAGGAUAGCCAAACUAAACAUCCAGCAAAAAUUAAUUCUUUGCACCAUAAUUCAAUCACUGAAGCUAAAUUCCGAUGCUACAAUCGACGAAUCGUUUGAUCAUUAUAUCAAAGCGAUAACAAAAACUGAUACUUUAGCACCAUUGCAGAGAAAUGAAUUUUUGGAAAUCUGUACAAUUUUAGAAACUUGUGGGCUGGUUUCAAUCAAAAAGACAAAGUGUAAAGGGAAAACCAAGAGAUUUGUUGAUAAGAUUGAUGUUGAUCUCGACAUGCGAGAAUUUUAUGAUGAGAUGACCAAAAUUUCAAUUUUGAAACCUUUCCUUCACUAG
Molecule: messenger RNA, 1542 nt
Organism: Saccharomyces cerevisiae S288C
Lineage: Eukaryota; Fungi; Ascomycota; Saccharomycetes; Saccharomycetales; Saccharomycetaceae
Gene: CDC6
Product: AAA family ATPase CDC6
Exons: 1
Coding region: 1-1542 (513 amino acids)
Biological process (GO): cell division; DNA replication initiation
Cellular component (GO): chromosome; nucleus
Molecular function (GO): ATP hydrolysis activity
Source: RefSeq, marked reviewed